UAUUUAUUUAACAGUUAUUUUAUCAUUUAAUAAGUGUUAAUCUAAUGUUAAUUUAAACUAUAUUUACAGUUUAUUUAAUCUUUAUUUAGCUGUAGUUUGGUAUUUAAGUACCCUAUUUACACAUUUUAUAGUGUAAUGGCCACUGAAAAUAAAGAGUUAAUCAGAAUGUUUCAUAGGUUAGAUGGAAUUUUUACCUAGAUUUAAUGUGUUUGGAGCUAAUAUUGGUGGAGUUAGGUGGAUUAGGCACUGGGCGAAGAAGAAGAGUAUUAAAAGUACUCACUACUUGAUUGGUGACGGAGAUUCUUCACUUUAUAGACCAGUUGCGCCCGGGAGUAUUUUGGCCAACGGUAGAAGACUUCCGAACAGGAAGACUCGACCAAGAGAAUUUCGUCUUUGUGCUACUUCCUCUGGCAAAUUUGCACUCGUUCAGCCUUACCCGCCAAACGUUAAUCCGACACUUGCUCCAUUUCCGAAAAACGUUUCAGGAAGUGGAAAUGACCCGACCAAGUUAGGGCACUUUAAGUUUGUGCAAAAGUACAAGGGCAUCGAGUACGUCUCUCUCAAGCGAUUGGUGCCUUACCCAAGGGGCAAGUAUGCCUACACAUUUGAUACAGACAGAAUUUCGCCCACACAAAAAUUCAAGUAGCUUUUUGUAAAAUAUUAAUAAAAAUUUUGUAUAAUAUUUAAACGAUGAUACGGUCGACUAUCGCACCGAAAUUGGCCCGGAACCUAAAACUCGUGGGUGAGGUUGACACACUCUCCAAGAUCCACGACAAAACCAAAACCCUAACUCUAUCCAUCUGUAACCAUAGGGAACGUCCUGAGGGACCUGAAUUUCAUCAGAAAAAUCCAUUUAGGGACAGAAAACCUGCACACCUCAAGGAUACGAAUAAGCCUAAGCUCGGAGUACAGUAUCUCUGCAACACAUCACUUGAUGUCAUGUACAAUAAAACUAGUUUUAAUGUUUUACAGUCACAAACCAAUUCUCUUCUUCAGGCUGCUGGUAACUUUAAGAUUGAUGAAUUAUUACUAUUAUUGUGUCCAUAUGCAAUAUACGCUGAUUCUUACAGUCGUUGGUUCAGGGUUAGGCAGUCUGAGUUUAAUGCAGCCUUGGGGGUUUAUAACCGUCAUCUCCUGUCCACAGUUUCUGACAUGUCAAUUGAGCAGGUUUACUUCAUGAUAGUGCUGUUUACUAAGCUAAGUAGGAGAUACGAGCAGUAUGCCUUGACAGAUUUUUCACUUCUUUCAUGCCUUAUUUCAAAGCUUAUAUUCUUUGCAGAGAACGUUCCAAAAACCACUGAAUCCAAGGGCUCUGACGGCAAGUUCAUGAGCCUUGAGAAGAACCGCUUCUCAGCAGAAAUGCGAUCCUUCAACACAACGCUCCAGACAGUCUACAACUGUUACUUUCCCUACUUUAAGAUGAUUUACACCAGCCUAGACCGCAUUAGAACUUAUACGGAGUACCUCACCAAAUCUUCUUUCCACUUGCAACAGCUCAUACACUCGCAUCUGCAACACCAACGCAGUGUAAAUGGUAGAUUGGGCGAGAUUACUAAUUAUUUCAAUGAGUUGGUAAAAUCGCUUCCCAAAUUGGUUGAUCAAAAUCACUUAAAACUGACCACAAUAACAUUCCUGAUUAGGCUUUUGAGUACCUCAGGACUGUGUGACAGUAAACUGGUCAAUAAACUGGCAAUUUCAUUACAUUCAUUAACAGUACAUUUAUACGUCUCAACAGAACCAACUGAUGCACCUGAGAAACAAUCAGACGAAUUAGUUGCGGAUUACUCAGUAUUACAAAAUUUGUUUACUGAAGUUUUGGAUAAUUUAAGCUUGAGCGAUAUAUCAUUGUGUUUGGAAAGUUUGGAGAAAACAGGCCAUGUGAACGAGAGUCUCCUGACUUUAUUUGUCCCCUAUGUAGUAAACGGUCUUAAGAACGCUCCAAUAAAUGAUUUAAUAAAACUUAUGAACCAGCUCACCAAGCUCAACUUUUUCCAUUGGCCGCUCUGGCUUCUAAUGGCCAGAGGCAUUCAUGUGAAGAAAUUGGGUCAAAUUAGGGACCUAAACAUGCUAGCUGAUUUUUAUUCCUCACUCAAAAGUCAGAACACUCACUUUAACGCUGACACCGUUAACCGUGUUAAUGACCUUAAAUUUGUCCACAUCACUGAUUUGGAAAGUGAGAGUAAGGACAGGGAAGUUGGAGUUUCCGAGAUAUUGAACAGGAUGUACGGCCUUGAGGAGAGUGUGGAAUCUCUUUUGAAUUCCUACGUGAAACUAAUGCAGGAUUUGGACCAGUAUUUUAAUGUCGGUACUGUCGGAACUUUGGGUAACAGCCUAACACUCGAAACUCUAACCAAGAAUAAAUUCAAACAAAUAAAUCUAUAAUUUUUAAACAGAUUAAUAUAUUUUAAUACUAUAUUAACCAUGUAUGAUACUAAAAUAAUAAUUAAAUGGGAAUUCUAAAUCAACUCUAAAGAAUAAUAUUGAAAAUAGUAG
Theileria parva strain Muguga is the source of this 2493-nucleotide messenger RNA. RefSeq lists its product as uncharacterized. The record is from RefSeq and is a predicted model, not a curated record. The transcript has 2 exons. The coding region runs from base 691 to 2382 and encodes 563 amino acids. Lineage: Eukaryota; Apicomplexa; Aconoidasida; Piroplasmida; Theileriidae.